UGGAUAAAACAUCCAGCAGUAGUCUGUAUUACUACAGACAAGCAAAUAUUUUAGGCCACUUAUCGCCAUUCCAAGGCAUGUUUUCAGUUAACAGAGGCUUAUGCACCCACGGCCAUGCGACCGUCCACCACCCAGGAGCAGACAGACCCAGACAGUCGCAUCACCACCACUGCCCAAGCAGCCAGUACCCCUCCAACAGGGAGGCGGUCCGAGUCAAGGUUCCUGGGAGAGACUUCCUGUGUCCGCCUGUGUUGGAUGACCUGCUCUACCAGUUCUGGAGGGGCCUUCAAGAUGAACUGGCUCCCUGGGAGGAACUCAACAAGAUCAUAGAGUUCCGCAGCAAUGAACUCAUCUGGACUGCAGAGGAAAUAGGUCUGUGGUCUCUGGAGUACAAGCGUGAGCUGACCAGCCCGCUGUGCAUUGCGGCGGCGCAGGGCUUCAGCGACUGCCUGCAGUACCUGCUGGAGCACGGGGCGCGGCCCAACCUGGUGGCGGGCGGCCGCACGGCCCUGCACGAGGCCUGCCUCAACAGCACCACGGACUGCGCAGAGAUCCUGCUCGAGUACGGCGCCAACCCCAACCAGUGCACGGAGGACGGGCUGUCACCCCUGCACCUGUGCAAGACGGAGCAAUCACUACGUUGUGCUAAGCUGCUGGUGCGCUACGGUGCUGAUGUGAACCGCAUGAGCGAGGAGGAGGAGGAGAGUCCCCUGCAGGUGGCCGCCAAGCUGGGCCUGCAGCAGCACGUGCAGCUGUACCUGCGAUACGGCGCCCAGGCCAACCACCAGAACAGCACGGGGGAGACGGCCCUGUGCGCAGCCUGCGGAGGGGCACGCGGAGACCUGGAGGAGGAGCAGGAGGAGAACUACCUGAAGGUGUGCCGUUUUCUGUUUGAGUACGGCGCGAACGUCAACAAGGUGGAUAAGGAGCGUCGCAGCCCACUGCACAAGGCGGCGCGGAACGCUCAGUACCGCCUGGUGGAGCUGCUGGUGGAGCGUGGGGCGGAGAUCAACACGCCAGACUACAACGGCUGCUCGCCGCUCUCCAACGCGCUGCAGACGGCCGAGGUGCACCACAAGAGCCGGCCGCACGCCAUGGUCCAGAUGCUGCUCAACCACGGCUCCAUCAAGGUCUGGCCUGGGGCCUUGCUCAAGGUGUUGUCUUCUUGCGCGUCAACACCUAAGACUGUGGAGGUCAUGUUUAACUCCUAUGAUACAGUACCUGUUACAUAUAAAUGGUUUGACGCCAUUCCUGAGGAGGCAUAUAAGGCGAACCCAGCCUUCUACGCUUCCUUGUUUGCCCUGGAGAACAAUGUGCGCUGUCUGCAGCAUCACUGCCGCUCGGCCCUGCGGAAGCAUUUCGGUAAAGACUGCCACGCCCUCAUUCCCCGCCUACCCAUUCCAAACCUACUGAAGAGCUACCUGCUGCUGGACCCAGAGGGAGUUGUGUAUUAGGCAGCAGUACGUACUGAGGCCUGGUUAGACACAGAACAUUUCACAGUUUUCAUUCAACACCUUGUGAGCACACACAGGAAGUUCUACAGUUGUGUUGAUCUUACUCUCUAAGUGUAUAAUUAACACAGGAACAAAUGUACCAUGUACAGUGUAUAUGAUCCCAUUAUUAUGUUCAAUGUAUGAUCUCAAUAAUAGUGUUACAAUGGUGCUGCGCUUCUGGAUUGCAGUGUUCAUUCAAUACUCAGAGAAUUUUUUUAAACUGUAGAGAGUUGAACGGGACACUACACAAUGAGAUUAUACUGUAAAUAAUCAGACCAGAGUUGAAUUAACACUGCAAAUGCUGUACAUAAGGGGGAUGCCAGUGCAACGCCAUGCAAAAUUGGGUUUGGCAACACUUUGUUACACUGUACCUAUUGAUGGAGAAAAGGGCAGUAAAAUAAAGCGUUUGUUUGACAAUAUUUAACCAAACAACAUUUAUGCUUAUGCACACUUAACCACUUUACACAAUAUUACAUGUUUUACAUGUAGACCCUGAACACUGAAAGGGAACAAGGAAAUAAAAUGUUUCUCUUCUUUGUUUUGGUGGUAUGAGGAACCAAAUUUGCAGGUGGUGCCAGAGGUGAGGUGUUUUAUAGAUUGUUUGAAUACCUCUAGAAAUCAGUUAGUCACUGAGUAUUGAUUGGGAACACACACAUCUCCACAUUGGUUCAGGUAUGGGACAGACAGUUAGGAUUACCACUACAACUGAAACUUUUGGUAUAGAAAGGCAGGUGCGUAAAUAAGCAGGAUAUGCCAAAAAGGAACAUUUAAUUUAUUUUGCCAGCCAGGGGGGUUGCUGGCUGGGAUGCGUACAGCAUACCAGUGGUAUCUGAACGGUUCUCCCCAAGCACAUGAAUCAUUCCUACUGGCAGCCAUCACCUGCAUGUCGCAAAUAGAGGAAAAGACAAAUUGAUUUGAUUUGAUUGAUUGCCCAAAUGGCCCAAAAGACGCGCACGCACGCGCACACAAGGACAGAUACAUGUAACUCAAACACCAUCUGGUAUCAUCUGGGUGAACCAUCACCCUGUUCUCAGACCGUUGGCUUUGCAUGCUGCAAUAUGGGAUCUACUCUACUGUAUUUUCAUAUGCAUUGCACUGUUUUGGCACAGGACUUGCAUUCAUAUUGCACUGUUAGCCGGCACACUGUAUGUAUAUACUCUAUGUACAAUGACACAACUAUGUACUACAAUAUAGGUUGAGGAAUUAUACAGUAUAGGCUAUGUCACAAUAGGUUUCAAGUUCCUUGGGGACGCACAGAAUGAAGUUGUUAUUCAAUGUAAAUACUUUUGAUAAAACCAAGAAUUACGAAUAAAGAGUAAUGGAUUCCAAAAAGGAGAACAUG
Molecule: messenger RNA, 2835 nt
Organism: Engraulis encrasicolus (European anchovy)
Lineage: Eukaryota; Metazoa; Chordata; Actinopteri; Clupeiformes; Engraulidae
Gene: asb18
Product: ankyrin repeat and SOCS box containing 18
Exons: 6
Coding region: 78-1454 (458 amino acids)
Biological process (GO): intracellular signal transduction; regulation of cardiac muscle contraction; protein localization to T-tubule
Cellular component (GO): T-tubule
Molecular function (GO): protein binding
Source: RefSeq, a predicted model, not a curated record